Messenger RNA from Sciurus carolinensis (gray squirrel), 3877 nucleotides. It is a transcript of the gene F2rl2, whose product is annotated as coagulation factor II thrombin receptor like 2. Gene Ontology annotation, molecular function: thrombin-activated receptor activity. The transcript is spliced from 2 exons. NCBI's taxonomy places the organism in Eukaryota, Metazoa, Chordata, Mammalia, Rodentia, Sciuridae. Gene Ontology annotation, biological process: thrombin-activated receptor signaling pathway; blood coagulation; positive regulation of Rho protein signal transduction. The record is from RefSeq and is a predicted model, not a curated record. Bases 125 to 1237 code for a protein of 370 amino acids. Gene Ontology annotation, cellular component: membrane.
CAAGGCAGCAUACUUCUACCGAUAGAACAGGGCUUUGUAACUAACGUACAGAAUUGAGGGGAGACUGUGCCCUAUGAUUUUACACAUUAAAUAACAUUAGAGAAACUGGACUCAGGUCAUCAAAAUGAAAGCCCUCAUCUUUACAGUUGCUGGACUACUGCUUCUGUCACCCACUUUCUGUGGAAGUGGCAAGGAAAAUGUUGCAGACAAUUUGGUAAAACCAACCCUAACUAUUAAGACCUUUCAUGGAUUUCCCUCGAAUUCGUUUGAAGAUUUCCCUCUUUCUGCUAUAGAAGGCUGGACAGGAGAUACCACAACUGUAAAAAUGAAGUGCCCUGAUGAAACGGCUUCAACUCUCCAUGUGAAUAAUGCUACCAUGGGGUACCUCCAAAGCUCCUUAAUUACCAAGCUGAUACCUGCCAUCUACAUCCUGGUGUUUGUGAUUGGUGUGCCAGCCAAUGCUGUGACCCUGUGGAAAAUCUUUGGGACCAAAUCCACUGGUUUGACUAUCUUCCACACAAACUUGGCCAUUGCAGAUCUUCUUUUUUUGAUGACACUGCCAUUUAAGACAGCUUACCAUCUCAAUGGGAACAACUGGGUAUUUGGAGAAGUCAUGUGCCGGGUCAUCACAGUCAUCUUCUAUGGCAACAUAUACUGCUCCAUUCUGCUUCUUGCCUGCAUGAGCAUUAACCGCUACCUGGCCAUUGUCUAUCCUUUCACAUUCCGAAGACUGCCCAAGCGCACCUAUUGUUUGCUAGCAUGUGGACUGGUGUGGACAGUGGUUUACUUAUAUAUGCUGCCAUUUUUCAUCCUGAAGCAGAAGUAUUAUCUUCCCCAGUUGAAUAUCACCACCUGCCAUGAUGUCUACAACACAUGUGAGAAGUCUUCACUUUUCUUCCAGUUCUACUACUUCAUCUUCUUGGUUUUUUUUGGAUUCUUAAUUCCAUUUGUGGUAGUAACCUAUUGCUAUACAAACAUCAUCCACAAACUUAGCACAUACGACCACAGAUGGUUGAGUUAUAUCAAGGCAAGUUUCCUUAUCCUUGUGAUUUUUACCAUUUGCUUUGCUCCAAGCAAUAUCAUACUCAUUGUUCACCAUGCUAACUACUACUACAACAACACUGAUGGCUUGUAUGUUGCCUAUCUCAUAGCUCUGUGUCUGGGUAGCCUAAAUAGUUGUAUAGAUCCAUUCCUUUAUUUUCUCAUGUCGAAAAUUGUAGAUUCCUGCACUUCUUAGAGUUGUGAGAUUAUUUUAAGACCAUGAAAAGCUAUCUAUGAAAACAUACAUGGUUGGGACAAUAUAUGCAAAGUGCAAGGUGCUCUAUUCUUUAGCUUUAUUUUUUUUUUUACCUCCAAAGAAAUAAUGCUUCAAAUGUCAAAUGUUACAAAAUUACUAAUGAUUGAUUUUUAAAGAGACUUCAUAUUUAGUAUUUUAAGACUGUUAAUGAGGAGAAAAAUUGGAAUCUCUAUUCUCUUUAUGGCAAUGGACACAUUUCUAUUUGCCUUACUGAUACUUCAUGCUCUUUAAAUUCUCUUUUCCCUCCUGUACUGCCAUCACUGGAAUUUAACAUCAACUUAAAAAAAUCAUUUCUUCUAAUUUGUUGUAUAUGACAGUAGAAUGCAUGUAUACAUUUUGAUAGAUCAAGUUUGAUUCUUCUGUCUGUUUCUAUGCUCAUGUGGGUGGUGAUCUCAUCAGCUGAUUCUAUUUUUGCAGUGCCUUUCACUAGGAUCCAUUUAAAAAAAAUAUUUGUUUUAGAUGUUGAUAGACCUUUAUUUUAUUCAUUUAUUUUUAUGUGGUGCUGAGGAUUGAACACAGUGCCUCACAUGUGCUAGGCAAGCGCUCUACCACUGAGCUACAGCCCCAGCCCUCCCUAGGUCCUUUAGCCUAAUCCCACCUCUGCUUUCUAACCAUUUUCCUCACCCCUGGCCUACCCUCCAUUAAUCCUUCUCAGACAUCAGUUUCAAUACAUUGCUGAGAAAUCUCCACUGACUUUCCAUUGUUUCUGGAAUAAAUUAUAAAUUGUUACCGUGGCACAUAGGCUAACUUUCUAACCAGAUUUCCUGGAAAGCCCUGCCUGUGGUAUGAGCCCCAGUCAAAACUUUUGCUUUGCUAUGAAGUUAAUUUUUCCUCUUUUUACCCCUGCCUCUGCUGAAAACUAUUUCUAAUAUCUUUUCCCUUAAUUCUAAGUCCUCAAAAGACAGUCCUUGCUGGAUGCUCAAGCUAGAAGUGUCAUUUUCCUCAUCUCAACUGCCAAAGCACUUUCUUAUACUUUAUAUAUAUAGGUAUCAUGUGUAGUUCAAUUUCUAUAUAAAUAUUAGUUCUACAAACAAUUAAGCACUAUGUACAGUUGGCCCUCUGUGUCUGUGGGCUCAACAUCUGCAGAUUCAACCAAUUAUGGAUCAAAAAUACUUUUAAAAAAGACUGCAUCUGAACAUGUAAAGACUUUCCCCUGUCAUUAAUCCCUUAACAAUAUAGGAUAACAACUAUUUACAGAGCAUGUACAUUUUACAUGCUUUGCACAUCAUGUGGCCACAUAAAUGAAAGAAUAAAAUCCCAAAGCAUCUAAAUAGCAUGGAAGACUGUUCAAUUCACAUGGAAGAGGCACAAUAUACUCUGUAUGAGAUAACAUCAUUUCUGGUUGGGUAUGUUAAAAAAAAAAAGGCAAGAGAGUUAAACUGAGAAUAUACUCAUAAGGUCAUUUAGAGGUUUAAAAUAUUGCCUCUAUUUUUCUUCCUUAUAUUUUAAUGGGGAAAUAUUAUUUAAUGAGGAAAUAUUGUGUUAUAAACUCUCAGUAUAUUUCUAUUGGUAAACAACUACAUUUCUCUUGACUUAGGGAUAAAACAAGAGGUGAAAUAUCAGAGCCUAAUGGUGGGAUGGUAUUAGAGAAUACAAAUGGGUUUGAGGAAACUGUUAAUCAUGGAGCAAAGCACUACUGUGCUGAAUUGAUUAAGUCUGCAGCGAUGUGCACUGGCCCAUACACUUCAUAAUGGCCACAAAAACAAUAAAAAAUUUUCAAUGCAUACUUUUGAAUGAAUAGAAUUUCCUAUUUCAUUGGACUUAGGUAAAAAAUCUUGUACAUGAAGAUUCUUUACAGUAUGUGUGUGGUUAUAUAAUGAGUAAAAAUCUGGAAAACAUUAAUGCAAGCAAAGAAAAACAAAUCUAAAAUAAGUUUCAAGAUUACAAAAAAAUGCAGCAACAGUCACUUGUUAAAUGCACACUUAAUUUUUAUAAAGUAAAUAUACAAGGAGUAAAUCAGAACUUUUUGGUGGGGUGUAAUUCACAUGCUGUCAGGCAAAGUCUUCCAUUUCAAAAUUGCUCACAAUUCACUGCCUCCAGUGGAUAGAUAAAGAAAACGUGUUCUACUCUGCUACAAGUAUACCAAUUUUGUCUUCAACAGAAAAAAAAAGAUUGUUUGCCUACACAAAGUUAUAUUGUUAAAAAGGAUCAAGAAUCCUCACCAACUUACAUCACUGACCUCAAUCUUUGAGCUUUCUUCUGUGAAGAUGCUACCCAUUGUGAUCUUUAAUGGCCAUAUAUUUUGUAACAUCUUUAUCUCAUAGUGAUAAUACCAAAAAUAUAAUUUUCUUCUAUUAUUUUACAAGUUCAUACUUUGGGAAAACAAGGCACUUAAUACCACCCUAUAAAGAGACAUUAGAAAUUUCCAGCAAUCAAAGCUUUGUAUUUAAAAAAAAAAAUGAAGACUCAGCCAAACAAACAACAGAAUCAGAUUUUUCCAGGGUAAAGAACAGGCUGAGAAAAGUUUAAAAUGUAAUAGACUUCAGGGUACCAUGGCAGAUGCAUAUAAGCCCAACAAUUUGGGGGCCUGAGGCAGAAGGAUUGCAAAUUUGAGGCCAGCUUCAGCAAUGUAAUGAUGCA